Manis javanica (Malayan pangolin) is the source of this 6636-nucleotide messenger RNA. Lineage: Eukaryota; Metazoa; Chordata; Mammalia; Pholidota; Manidae. The record is from RefSeq and is a predicted model, not a curated record.
GCCCUGUGUCUCCCUCCUGCAGGAAGGGUCUGACGCCCGGGGACCCGCUAAUCAGGCUCAUGCAACGAGGGCGUCUCGGGGCGCGGCCUCCGGCGGCCGCGCCGCACUGCUCCCCACGGGGCCCUGCGCCCUGCGCUGUGCCGGCCGCGCGCCCGCGGGGGGGUGGGGGGAGGCCGCCGGAGCGGCCCUUGGGGCAGGGUGUCCCCCGGCCUCUCUAGGCGCUUCCCCGCCGCGCUGCGCUCGCUUCCACACCUCCCCUCUCUAGGCACCGCGCGUUUUUUUCUUUUUCUUUUCUUUUUCUGGCUAAGUAACUUUUGCAUUCGCGCCUCCCCCGAGUCCUGGGGACCAGAGGCGGUGCCGAGCCUGGGGGCGGUUCCUUGGCAGCGUUGGUUCUUGUUGGAGCCAGACUUUUGCUCCUGGGCUUGGUUUGCAUCAUCCCCAUCACACCCUCGGGAGAGGGGAGCGACCCCCUUUCAGUCCCAGCUUCCGGCUCCGAGCUGCCCCUUCUCUCAGCCACAGCAUUCUCUGCCAAUUUUUUUUUCUUUCUCCCUCCUCUCCUCCAUUUGUUGCUUUAUGUUCCCCACUCUCUGAGCAACGAUGGUUGAUUUGGAGAGCGAAGUGCCCCCUCUGCCACCCAGGUACAGGUUCCGGGAUUUACUGCUAGGGGACCAAGGAUGGCAAAACGAUGACAGGGUACAAGUUGAAUUCUAUAUGAAUGAGAACACAUUUAAAGAGAGACUAAAGUUAUUUUUUAUCAAAAACCAGAGAUCAAGUCUAAGAAUACGGCUGUUCAAUUUUUCUCUCAAAUUAUUAAGCUGCUUAUUAUACAUAAUCAGAGUGCUACUAGAAAAUCCUUCACAAGGAAAUGAGUGGUCUCGUAUCUUUUGGGUGAACAGAAGUCUACCUUUAUGGGGCUUACAGGUAUUAGUGGCAUUGAUAAGUCUAUUUGAAACAAUACUGCUUGGUUAUCUCAGCUACAAGGGAAACAUCUGGGAACAGAUUUUACGAAUACCCUUCAUCCUGGAAAUAAUUAAUGCGGUUCCCUUCAUUAUUUCAAUAUUCUGGCCUUCCUUAAGGAAUCUAUUUGUCCCUGUCUUUCUAAACUGUUGGCUUGCCAAACAUGCCUUGGAAAAUAUGAUUAAUGAUCUACACAGAGCCAUUCAGCGUACACAGUCUGCAAUGUUUAAUCAAGUUUUGAUUUUAAUAUCUACAUUACUAUGCCUUAUCUUCACAUGCAUUUGUGGAAUCCAACAUCUGGAGCGAAUAGGAAAGAAGCUGAAUCUCUUUGACUCCCUGUAUUUCUGCAUUGUGACGUUUUCCACUGUGGGCUUCGGUGACGUUACCCCUGAAACCUGGUCCUCCAAACUUUUUGUUGUCGCUAUGAUCUGCGUUGCUCUUGUGGUCCUGCCCAUACAGUUUGAACAGCUGGCCUACUUGUGGAUGGAGAGACAAAAGUCAGGUGGAAACUAUAGCCGACACAGAGCUCAAACAGAAAAGCAUGUUGUUCUGUGUGUCAGCUCACUGAAGAUUGAUUUACUUAUGGACUUUUUAAAUGAAUUCUAUGCUCAUCCAAGACUACAGGACUAUUAUGUGGUGAUUUUGUGUCCUACUGAAACAGAUGUGCAAGUUCGAAGGGUGCUGCAGAUCCCCAUGUGGUCCCAAAGAGUUAUCUACCUGCAGGGUUCAGCCCUUAAAGAUCAGGAUCUGUUGAGAGCAAAGAUGGAUGAUGCUGAGGCUUGCUUUAUUCUGAGUAGCCGUUGUGAAGUGGAUAGGACAUCAUCAGACCACCAAACAAUUUUGAGAGCAUGGGCUGUAAAGGAUUUUGCUCCAAAUUGCCCUUUGUAUGUUCAGAUAUUAAAGCCUGAAAAUAAAUUCCAUAUAAAAUUUGCUGAUCAUGUUGUUUGUGAAGAAGAGUUUAAAUACGCCAUGUUAGCUUUAAACUGUAUAUGCCCAGCAACAUCUACACUUAUUACACUACUGGUUCAUACCUCUAGAGGGCAAGAAGGCCAGCAAUCACCAGAACAAUGGCAGAAGAUGUAUGGUAGAUGCUCUGGGAAUGAAGUAUACCACAUUGUUUUGGAAGAAAGUACAUUUUUUGCUGAAUAUGAAGGAAAGAGCUUUACAUAUGCCUCUUUCCAUGCACAUAAAAAGUUUGGUGUUUGCUUGAUUGGUGUUAGGAGGGAGGAUAAUAAAAACAUUUUGCUGAAUCCAGGUCCUCGAUAUAUUAUGAAUGCUACAGAUACAUGUUUUUAUAUUAAUAUUACCAAAGAAGAGAAUUCAGCAUUUAAAAACCAAGACCAGCAGAAAAAAAGCAAAGUACCAAGGUCAUUUUAUCAUGGACCUUCUAGACUACCUGUACAUAGCAUAAUUGCCAGCAUGGUAUCACUUCAUCCAUGGCUCUGCUUGGACUUUGUUAGAUAUGCUAAAGGCUACCCACCUUACUCUCCAUAUAUAGGAAGUUCACCCACUUUUUGUCAUCUCCUUCAUGAAAAAGUACCAUUUUGCUGCUUAAGACUAGACAAGAGUUGCCAGCAUAACUACUAUGAGGAUGCAAAAGCCUAUGGAUUCAAAAAUAAAAUAAUUAUAGUUGCAGCUGAAACAGCUGGAAAUGGAUUGUAUAAUUUUAUUGUUCCUCUCAGGGCAUAUUAUAGACCAAAGAAAGAACUUAAUCCCAUAGUACUGCUAUUGGAUAAUCCGCCAGAUAUGCAUUUUCUGGAUGCAAUCUGUUGGUUUCCAAUGGUUUACUACAUGGUGGGCUCUAUUGACAACCUAGAUGACUUGCUCAGGUGUGGGGUGACCUUCGCCGCCGACAUGGUGGUGGUGGACAAGGAGAGCACCAUGAGCGCGGAGGAGGACUAUAUGGCCGACGCCAAGACCAUCGUGAACGUGCAGACCCUCUUCAGGUUGUUUUCCAGUCUCAGUAUAAUCACAGAGCUUACUCACCCAGCCAACAUGAGAUUCAUGCAAUUCAGAGCCAAAGAUUGUUACUCUCUUGCUCUUUCAAAACUGGAAAAGAAAGAACGAGAAAGAGGUUCUAAUUUGGCCUUUAUGUUUCGACUACCUUUUGCGGCUGGGAGGGUGUUUAGCAUCAGUAUGUUGGACACACUUCUAUAUCAGUCAUUUGUAAAGGAUUAUAUGAUUUCUAUCACCAGACUUCUGUUGGGACUGGAUACCACACCAGGAUCAGGGUUUCUUUGUUCUAUGAAAAUCACUGAGGAUGACUUAUGGAUCAGAACGUAUGCCAGACUUUAUCAGAAGUUGUGCUCUUCUACUGGAGAUGUCCCCAUUGGGAUCUAUAGGACUGAGUCUCAGAAACUUACUACAUCUGAGUCUCAAAUAUCUAUUAGUGUAGAAGAGUGGGAAGACACCAAGGACCCCAAAGAGCAAGGUCAUCACCGAAGCAACCACCGCAACUCCAUGUGCAGCGACCAGUCCGACCACCCCCUGCUGCGGAGGAAGAGCAUGCAGUGGGCCCGGAGACUGAGCAGAAAAGGUCCCAAACACUCUGGUAAAACCGCUGAGAAAAUGACCCAGCAGCGACUGAACCUCUACAGGAGGUCAGAAAGACAGGAGCUUGCUGAACUUGUGAACAAUAGAAUGAAACACCUGGGUCUUUCUACAGUGGGAUAUGAUGAAAUGAAUGAUCAUCAAAGUACACUCUCCUACAUCCUGAUUAACCCAUCUCCAGACACCAGACUAGAGCUGAAUGAUGUUGUAUACUUAAUCCGACCAGAUCCACUGGCAUACCUUCCAAACAGUGAACCCAGUCGGAAAAACAGCAUAUGCAACACCACUGGUCAAGACGUUCGGGAGGAAACUCAACUUUGAUGAUAAGAAAACAAGAGACAUUUUUCUUUUCCUACAAGGGUCUUUCUUGAAACAGCUCUAAAUCUUAGAAAAGUGUUGUUGGAAUGAAAAAAAAAGUUGGAAUAUAUUCAAUUCUCUCAAGUUUAAGAAAAAUCUAUUCUCUUAGAAAUAUAGAUAAUUUUGAAAUUUAAAAUACUGCUUAUUGGUAAUCUUGCUAUUGAUAUUUGAAAGAUAUCAAUGGAAUGAUUUUGAAAACUUACACCACAAAAAAAAUUGAAUCUGAUACUUGUUUGACAAUAAUCAAACAGUAUGAAGCCAAUUUUUAAAAGUAUUUAGGUUUUAUGAAAGUAAACUAAAAAAUCUAGCUUUAUUUGGUGCAUCACAGUGGACAUAGAAGAUUGUUGCUCCUCUUAAAAAUUAAAUGUGUCAUAUUGUUUAAGCUUGCUAUUUUAUAAAAUUGAGUUCAUUAUAAAUGUCUAGUCUUCUCUAAACAGAGAUUAACAAACUUGUAUGACUACUUUUCUGUAAGAAUCAGUUUGCUUUAGAAUAUAAAUCCUUAAUUCAUUUUAGCCUUUUUCUACCUCUUCAUAUGAUAUAUUCACUUUAGAAUUCGAGAUGCUCAUAGCAUGUUUUAUUACACUGAAGAAACCAAAACAACCAAACAUAAAUAUCAAGUACCUGAACUUUUUGCUAACUUUAUGCUUGACAUACUCUGUAUGCCAAGAAAAUUGUAUGAAAAAAAAUAUUUAGUGAUCUCCUAAAAGGAUAUUUAACAAACAAAAUACUUAAGACACAUUUGUGGACUUAAGUUUAAUCCAAGAACUGAUAAAUUAACUGAAAUGUGAGUAAUGAUUUUCAUUAGACACGAGUGUUAGCACUUUUUAUAUAUCUAUACAGGUAUAUCUUGUUUUAUUGUACUUUAUUGCUCUUAGUAGAUAUUGCAUUUUUCACAAAUUGAAAGUUUGUGGUAACCCUGUGUUGAGUAAGUGAGCAGCAUUUGCUCACUUCAUGUCUCUAACAUUUUGAAAGUUCUCACAAUAUUUCAGUCUUUUCAUUCUUAUAAUAUUUGUUAUGAUGAUCUGUGAUCAGUGUUAAUGACUAGCCAAAUGCUCAGAUAAUGGGUAGCAUUUUUUAGCAAUAAAGUGUUUUUAAAUUAAGGUAUAAACAUUGUUUUUUUAGACAUAAUGCUGUUGAACACUUAAUAGAAUAUAGAGUAUAAUUUAAACAUAACUUCUACAUGCACUGGGAAACCAAAAAGUUCACUUAAAUCUAUUUCAGUAUUUGCUUUAUUUUUGUGGUUUGGAACUGAGCCUGCAAUAUCUCCAAGGUAUGCCUGUAUAGUAUAUUUCAAUAGAAAGAUACUUUAAAAUUCAAAGAAGCAAAAUUGUACAUUUUAUGGGAUACAAAAACAUUUCAAAGUCCUCCUUUAUGCCUUCAUUAUUGAAAUAAUCACAUAAAAAAUGUAAUGUUAAAAUUUUUUAUUUAACUUUGAGAAAUCAUCUACAAGAACCAUUUGAACAUCAUGAAGAAAAAGCACAUAAUAGAGAUAGUUUUUGCCACUUUAUAUAAAUCAUGAGAAUUUGAGUUAUAAGUUAAACAAUUUUUGACUGCUGAUGACACCAGUGCUUUUAUCUAUAUCAUUUUAUUCCUUUUCAGAAACAGAAUGAAAAGCAUAAGAAUUUAUUUGCCUGGUAGUUGGAGUUUGUUAAAGUAUUCCCAUGAGAGAGACAUUAAUAAAUCUAAAAAGAUAUUUUUCUUUGUAUUAUAUUUAAUUUCUGACUUUGACAUUGGUUUUUAAUUCCACAAAGUAUUGGAAAUAUGGCUAGAAAGAGACAUUUUAUUCUUUCUUUUCAUAAAAAAGCAGAUAGACUGAAAGGAAAAUAGAAAGAUUAAAAAAAAUAAAGCCUGAUAGUGCCCUAAUAGUUCUAUAGAAAUAAAAAUGUAAAGCAUAGAAUUUGAAAUUAUAGAUUACAACCAUUGUAUACUUUGGCUUAGAGAAAGUGAAAUGCCUAUUUGUUGUUACUUUUUAAUAUUUUAUGUUGCUCUCAUUUUAGAAUAACAAGAUCACCAAGAGUUUCUCCUAAAAUAUGGAGAGCUAUCUUUAAUUUCCUUUAAUCAGACAAGGAAGUAGAACUUAUAAUAAGUUAUUUUAAAAUUGGAAGUAUACCUUAAAAUGAAAGUUGUAUGCAUAUAUCUGUACAUGUUAUAAUAAACACAUGUGAAAUUCAUUUGACAAACAUAUUCACAUGUAAUUUAUUCAAACUAAAGACAGAACUGAACAUGCAUAUAUAAAGGGUAAUAGUAACAAAUUUGAUGAACUUGUUCCAUAUUUGCACAUCAGUAGUCAAGUAUGAUGUUUCUUUGAGUUGUCAUUUCUUUACUUCAUUAGUGUUGAUUUUAGGAUUAAAUGUAAGUUUUUAUGAAUCUUCUAUGUCCCCACAAGAUCUCAGUUUAGUAUAUUUACAUUAUGAUGACAGUUGUCAACUAGGAUUUGAAGCUAAGGCAUCACUAUAUUUCCUUUAAAUUAAAACUUUUGUUUCAUAGAUUUUACAAUAAUUAUUUUUAUUAUAAACAUUAGUGCAAAUUGAAUAUUUGACAUAAUUCUUGGCUUGCUAUAACAAUGAUAGUUUAUUAGUCUUUUUGUUAUUUAAAUAAUAAAAAUAUGCUUAUAAAAGCCUUUUAAUAAACUGUUGCCUUUUUAAAAUACACUUGCACAUGAAAAUAAAACAUAAGUCAGUAAUAGUCCUUGUAACCCUAUGGGAAUUAGUUCUGUAUACUGUCUAUGUACCAUUUUGCUACGCUUUAAAAUAAAUAAUAAAAUUAUUUCUG